Phanerochaete carnosa HHB-10118-sp is the source of this 789-nucleotide messenger RNA. RefSeq lists its product as uncharacterized. The record is from RefSeq and is a predicted model, not a curated record. Lineage: Eukaryota; Fungi; Basidiomycota; Agaricomycetes; Polyporales; Phanerochaetaceae. The coding region runs from base 1 to 789 and encodes 262 amino acids. The transcript has 10 exons.
AUGCAUAAUCUACUAAUACGACAAUACUUCUUACAGGACUGCGCACCCCUUACAAUCCUAGACUGGGUGCCCAAUCUCAUUGUAUUCAUCCAGAUUGCACUGUUUUCCGCCCUGCGUGUGUUCGCAAUCUGGGAUAGGAGCUACGUUUGGUCGCUGGUGGUGUUCGCACUGAGCAUAGUGCCGUUCGCUACCAAUAUACAAAAUGCGGCGGGGUCGAAGUACGGGUUUAUGGUAGACCCGGUUGUCGGAAUUAUAUGCACUGAAAAUGCUGAAAUAUCACAAAAUAGACUUGUGUACGUCACGCGUGGCGCAGUAAUUCUCGCCGACACCAUCGUGCUCGUCCUGACGUGGAUUAAGACGUUCAGAAGCUGGAAGAAUGCCCGCAGCCUCGAUAUCAAGGUAUCAAUAACGACGUGCAUCUUACGCGACGGAACUAUCUAUUUUAUGGCUCUGCUAGCAAUGAACAUAGCUCAGAUGCUAACCGGUAAUAUCGUAGUGGGCUCAUCAAUCGUGGCAGAUUUUACGACGUUCCUGCCCUCGGUGCUCAUCAAUCGUUUCAUGAUCAACCUGCGUCAGACGAGCGGCUCGGUAAUGUCGGACAUGAAUAACCAGCAACAGGAACAGCCUAUCGCGACACUGCAGUUCCGAGGGACAACCGAUCAUUGGCUGGGAAAUAUUGGGGAAGAGUUGCAGGAUGACCGGGAUGACGAACGGGAUUACGAAGAGACUGAUACUACAGAGUCUAUAGACGAGGAAGGACGUGGCGAGAUCGGUGUCAAAGCAGCGUGA